AUGGUCCUUCACAACAGAAGCCCCCGUUGCAGAGUCACCACUGCUUUCAUCGCAGCAAGGAAGGUCAUCGAGCUGCAGACUGCCACGCACCACAGGCAUCUUCCAAACCCACACAAUGAUGGGGUAAAGGUCCAGAUUUCUGGAGCGAUACUGACCGAAUCCUGCAGCAGGCAUCUUUCAGAAGUACUCAGGAAAAACCAUAGAUUGAAUGUAUUACACUUGUUCCUCAAGAACCCAGAUGACAGAGCAAUGGAAGUGCUAUGUGAGGGUCUGAAUCAUCCCGAAUGUGCAAUAGAAACGCUUCAGCUUUCUGGAGAGAUACUGACCGAAUCCUCCAGCAGGCAUCUUGCAGAAGUCCUCAGAAAAAAACAGAGAUUGAAUAGAUUAGUCUUGUCCCUCAACAACCCAGAUGACAAAGCAAUGGAAGUGCUAUGUGAGGGUCUGAAACAUCCAGAAUGUGCAAUAAAAAUGCUUGAGUCCCUCCAGUGCAGCGGGCUCAAUGGGGUGGACCUGCCGGGCUGGCACAUAGAACACAGCAGUGGCAGCGCGUUUGAAAG
Notechis scutatus (mainland tiger snake) is the source of this 557-nucleotide messenger RNA. The record is from RefSeq and is a predicted model, not a curated record. NCBI's taxonomy places the organism in Eukaryota, Metazoa, Chordata, Lepidosauria, Squamata, Elapidae.